Scophthalmus maximus (turbot) is the source of this 1223-nucleotide messenger RNA. RefSeq names its product ADP ribosylation factor like GTPase 3, like 1 (gene arl3l1). The record is from RefSeq and is a predicted model, not a curated record. Gene Ontology annotation, molecular function: GTP binding; GTPase activity. Gene Ontology annotation, biological process: cilium assembly. Bases 250 to 846 code for a protein of 198 amino acids. NCBI's taxonomy places the organism in Eukaryota, Metazoa, Chordata, Actinopteri, Pleuronectiformes, Scophthalmidae. Gene Ontology annotation, cellular component: microtubule cytoskeleton; cytoplasm. The transcript is spliced from 6 exons.
UACUAACUCCACUGGCGACAGUGAGGAGUAUUUUGUUGUUCAGGUAGACACUGCUAUCACAAACACACACAUAACACGUAACCCACUCAAGUUCACUGAGGAGGUAGAGCAAAAAGGGAAAAAAAGGCUGCUGGUUCCUUUUUUUGUGGACAGCUAACCUGGGUGACCUGGAUAGCUGACACACCUUUGUGAGCUUCACUGGAGAAUGUAGCUGCAGCCCUCCAGCCGACCCACAGGAAACACGCCACCAUGGGAGAAGCUCAAAAGGGCUUACUCUCUGUCAUAGAGAAACUGAAGGGAUCCACAGAGCAGGAGGUCAGGAUUGUGCUUCUGGGGCUGGACAACGCCGGAAAGACCACGCUGCUGAAGAGCCUCGCCUCUGAGGAUGUGAACACCAUCACACCAACACAGGGCUUCAACAUAAAAAGCGUUGCCUCGCAUGGCAUGAAACUCAAUGUUUGGGACAUCGGAGGACAGAGGAAGAUCAGGCCUUUCUGGAAAAAGUACCUGGAAAACACAGACCUGUUGAUUUAUGUUAUUGACAGUGCAGACAAGAAGCGGUUUGAGGAGACGGGUCUGGAGUUGUCCGAGCUCACUGACGAGGAAAAUCUAAAGGGCGUUCCAGUGCUCAUAUUUGCCAACAAGCAGGAUCUGGCCACGGCAUCGCCGGCCAGUGAGAUCGCAGAGGGACUCAACCUGCAUACGUACCGGGACCGCGAGUGGCAGAUUCAGGCCUGCUCUGCUGUGUCCGGGGAGGGAGUUCAGGAUGGCAUGAACUGGAUUUGCAACAACAUUAUGAACAGGAAGAAGCGAACCAGUGUGAAGACUGACCAAGAUGAAACUUGAGAAUCAGCAUCUCAACUCAUUUUUCAAUGAGGGAUCGAAAAAUGUCUCACUUCAUCUAAUAUCAAUGCACCUCACCUAUGACAGAUCCUGCGCCCCCAUAUUUGGAUAAUUAUAUGGUAUAUAAUGUAGUUCAUUCAAAUUUAACACUUAAGCACUUACUAAUGAUUGUCGUCCCCAUAAAAAUGAAUAUUUUUGUUCUCCUUAUUCCAGGGAUCUUUGUCAGGUGAAUCUGUGUGCUUUCCGUAAAAUGCUGGGAAAACCAAGCUGAGUGUGUAGCCAUGUAGAACUGUUGGGGUUUGUCAGUGUCAUAGACACCAGUUCAGUGUGAGUGUCAAGUGUGUGUUUUGAGGUUUUGACAAUAAAAUAAUUAGUCUUUU